AUGCUUUCAAUUGCACCUCCCCCUUCUCUUCCCCUCCGCUACCACCAUAACCGCCCCCUCCUCCACCACAGGAGCCACGGUCUCCUCUUCACAAUCCGGUCAUCUUCAACCUCAAGUAUCCAAGAGGCUGUGGAGGAAAAAACAGCAAAAGAGAAGGACUUGUUGAGCUCCGAGGUUUAUUCCACGGCACCGUUUCCUUCAAUUAAAGCUGCAAAGAGAGUAGUUCUUGUGCGUCACGGCCAAAGCACGUGGAAUGAAGAAGGACGUAUCCAAGGCAGCUCUGAUUUCUCCGUUUUGACUAAAAAAGGCGAGGCUCAAGCCGAGACCUCUCGCCAAAUGCUUAUCGAUGAUUCCUUCGAUGUCUGCUUCUCUAGCCCUUUGAUUCGGUCGAAAAGAACGGCUGAGAUCAUAUGGGGACCGCGAAAGGAGGACAUGAUUACGGAUUCCGAUUUGAGAGAAAUUGAUCUUUAUUCAUUUCAAGGGCUUUUGAAGCAUGAGGGAAAGGCGAAAUUCGGUGCAGCAUAUAGGCAAUGGCAAGUUGAUGCGCCAAAUUUUAAUAUUGAUGGUCAUUUUCCAGUGAGGGAGUUGUGGGGGCGUGCUAGAAACUGUUGGAAUAAAAUUCUAGCACAUGAAAGUAGGUCUGUUCUUGUGGUUGCGCACAAUGCUGUUAAUCAGGCUCUUGUUGCUACAGCUAUUGGAUUGGGGACGGAGUAUUUUAGGAUUUUGCUUCAGAGCAAUUGCGGUGUAAGUGUGCUGGAUUUCACCCCACGAAUUGACGGUGGAGAUGGGUCUCCUUUUAUCUGUCUUAAUCGUUUGAAUCAGACACCCAACUCACCUGUUGCUGCUUCAAGUUCGGCUGGCAGGAAAACCAGUAAGCGGAUCAUACUUGUUUCUCAGGGAACUACACAGGGUGAUACAGAGGGUAGUUUUUCUAAUUCUGGGGAUCAGCCAAUGAACAUGCUUGGAAUCAUACAGUCCCAGAAAACUGCAGAACUGCUUCUUGAUCAGAAUGUGAGCACUAUAGUCAGCAGUCCUAAGAAUGCAUGUGUUGAGACAGCAGCAACUAUCUCCAGAGUGCAAGAAGCUGCAGAUUGCUUGGCUGCUGACUGUGUGCCACGGUAUGUAGAGAUGAAACAGAUCAGGGAACUUGAUGUCAGAGACAUCCUUCAACCAUCGAACAAGGAGGCAACUGAGGCUCUAGCAUUUCAGCCUGGUUUCUUAAACAGAUUUGAGGAUGAAGCUCUAUCAGCACUGUGGGACCAGUCUGGAAAAGCUUGGCAAUCUCUGUUAAAUGAACUGUCUGAUGAAUCCGAGCCUGAAAAGAUUGUCGUUGUAGUUGGCGAUCCUGCAAUUCACAUAGCAUUGAUGGGGCACUGCCUAAAUCUGACCAAAGACUGGAUGGGAUCAUUUCAUCUUGAUGCAGGAAGCAUCAGUGUCAUAGACUUCCCUGAUGGACCUACCGGAAGAGGUGUUAUCCGGUGCAUAAAUUACACAGCUCAUUUGGGAAGAUGGUCGAUACCCAUUACAAAAUCAACAAUAGAUGAUGAAGAGUUUUAA
This is a messenger RNA of Dovyalis caffra, 1557 nucleotides long. The record is from the annotation of a GenBank genome assembly. Lineage: Eukaryota; Viridiplantae; Streptophyta; Magnoliopsida; Malpighiales; Salicaceae.